AUGGGGGAGGUUUUGCCGAAAGAAACGGAAGAGGCAGCCAAGGAAGAGGACGCUGCCCUGAUUGAAUUCUACAGCUCCUUCAGGGACCUCUUUGAGUUCUUCUGCUUAAACACCACAAUCCAUGGCACCAUUCGCUUGGUCUGCUCGGGCGGUAAUAGGAUGAAAACAGCCUUCUGGGCGCUGCUCUUCCUAUCCAGCUUUGCUAUGCUCUACUGGCAGUUUGCACUCAUCUUCAACCAGUACUGGGCCUACCCAGUUGUCAUGUCAAUGUCAGUUCACUCAGAACCGAAGAUGUUCCCAGCCAUCACUCUUUGCAGUUUGAAUCCUUACAGGAUCAGCCCAGUCAAUCAAGAUAUCGCUAAACUGGAUAAUCUGGCGAGGGAAACCUUAUUCAAUUUAUAUGGCUUCCGCAUUCCUAAGAACACUAAGGAAGACGUCGGCAUUGACUUUUCGGAAGAGAAUCCUGGCCAGGUCAAUGGCUCCACGUUUCAUCUGGAUCGUAACAUCGCCCUAUUGAAGAUGGACGGCAAAGUGGGGUUCCGGCUGGUAAGUGGAACAGCUCCUCUCCCCACCCUCAAUUGCCUAUCCCUCAUUCUCAAAGUGGAGCAAAAAGACCACAUCCCUCUGCUGUCCACCACGGCGGGCGUGAGAGUCAUGAUUCACCGCCACAACCAAACUCCCUUUUUAGAGCACGAAGGUUUUGACAUCAGGCCGGGAACUAAAAGUACCAUUGGAAUCAAACAGGCCUGUCUGCAUUCCUGCUUCCAGCAUCAUAUGGUUAAGAACUGUGGCUGUGGAUAUUAUUUUUACCCCUUACCUUCAGGAGCCGAGUAUUGCAACUACAAUAAACAUCCCGCCUGGGGUCACUGCUUCUAUCUGCUGUACAAAGAGCUCACCGACCACCAGUUAAUCUGCUUUAGGCAGUGCCCCAAGCUGUGCAAGGAAACUUGGUAUAAGCUCUCCGCGGGAUAUGCUAACUGGCCAUCAACUAAAUCCGAGAAAUGGAUUCACAGAGCCCUGCAGGCAGACCGCAGGCACAACAUUACCACAAUGAACCGCAAGGAUAUUGCCAAGGUGAAUAUUUUCUAUGAGCAAUUAGAUUACUACUCUUGGGAUGAGUCUCCAGAAUAUAACGUGACUCUGGUGAUGUCCAACAUGGGAAGCCAGUGGAGUCUUUGGUUUGGAUCGUCUGUCCUCUCGGUGGUCGAGAUGUUUGAGUUCCUCGUGGACGUCACCAUCUUAUCUCUCAUCUUCUUCUAUCGGCGGCUGACGGCCAAGAGGAGGCACAAGAUGUCAAGGCCCCCUAAGGUGCCAAGUGUGAGUUUGACCUUGGAGAAAUACCGCUACAUCGAAGAAGGUCUGGCCAUGGACCAAGAUGCAGAGAAGUCUCAGGCCAGCUAUGAGAACCCAUCCUUCAUUCCCGACGAGGGACUCCCUCCGUAUUCCAAACACAACAAGUAUCAGAUGCCGGAGCUAUAUCCUCCUGUGGUUCUUCACCGAUUCAAGCACCAAGAAGAUCAAGGGACACACCAAGAUCCUCCCAAGAGUUAA
Thamnophis sirtalis is the source of this 1551-nucleotide messenger RNA. The record is from RefSeq and is a predicted model, not a curated record. Lineage: Eukaryota; Metazoa; Chordata; Lepidosauria; Squamata; Natricidae.